Messenger RNA from Pangasianodon hypophthalmus (striped catfish), 3935 nucleotides. RefSeq names its product syntaxin binding protein 3 (gene stxbp3). The transcript is spliced from 19 exons. Gene Ontology annotation, biological process: vesicle-mediated transport; intracellular protein transport; neurotransmitter secretion. Gene Ontology annotation, molecular function: syntaxin binding. The record is from RefSeq and is a predicted model, not a curated record. Bases 74 to 1858 code for a protein of 594 amino acids. Gene Ontology annotation, cellular component: plasma membrane; secretory granule. Lineage: Eukaryota; Metazoa; Chordata; Actinopteri; Siluriformes; Pangasiidae.
CGCACACGCACGCAUUGACGCAGCCGUCACUGGUGACGCAAUUACGUAUUCGGAGCCUGUACGUUUAAGCAAAAUGGCAGCAGGGGCAGAGCACGGGUUGAAGAAAAUAGUUUGGCAAAGAAUCAAGGACACUAUUAUCGCAGACUGCAGAAAAUCAGAAAUAUGGAAGAUAAUGAUGCUGGACGGCUUCACCACACGGCUCCUGUCGUCGUGCUGCAAAAUGUCCGACCUGAUGUCCGAGGGCAUCACGAUUGUGGAGGAUUUGUUCAAAAGCAGAGAGCCAGUCCAGGAGAUGAAGGCUAUCUACUUCAUGUCUCCUACUGCCAAGUGUGUAGAUGCAUUUAUAAAUGACUUCAAGCUCAAACCCAAGUACAAAGCUGCAUAUGUCUACUUUACUGACUACUGUCCAGAUGACCUGUUCAACAAAAUGAAACAGUUCUGUGCAAAGCACAUCAAAGUGUGUAAAGAGAUCAACAUCUCCUUCCUUCCCUUAGAGACUCAGGUGUUUACCUGUGAUAAACCCGAGGCCUUCAAAAGCAUCUUCAGCAGUAACAGUCAGGAUCGAGGGCUAACCCUAGAGAGCAUCGCCGAUCAAAUCGUCAGUCUGUGCGCCACCCUGGACGAGUACCCUGGUGUCCGAUACAGGAAGGAUUCAGUGGUGGAUUCUGCUAAACUGCUAGCUGAGCUAGUGGACAAAAAACUAGCACGAUAUUAUGAGCUGGAUGACAGCGACAAGAAGAAGGAAAAGACCCAAGCUCAGCUAAUCAUCGUCGACCGUGGGUUUGACCCCGUGAGCCCGAUACUUCACGAGCUGACAUAUCAGGCCAUGGCUUACGACCUCAUACCCAUCAACAGUGACACCUACAGGUACAAAGGGAAAGAUGGAUCAGAGAAAGAAGCUUUACUGAACGAAAAUGACGAGCUAUGGAUGAAACUGCGACACAUGCACAUCGCCGAGGUCACCGCGCAAAUUCCCAAACUGGUGAAGGAGAUCUCUGCUAACAAGAAGCAGCCUGAUGGGAAGAUUUCGAUAGGAGGAUUAGCCCAACUCAUGAAGCAGAUGCCCUCCUUCCGUAAACAGGUCACUCAGAAAACGGUUCAUCUCAGUCUAGCAGAGGAUUGCAUGAACAAGUUCCAGAGCUCAGUGGAGAAGCUGUGCAAAGCGGAGCAGGAUCUUGCCGUUGGUUCUGACGUAGAAGGUCAGAAGGUGAAAGACCCCAUGAGGACGCUGCUGCCCAUCCUGCUGCACCCGCACAGCACCCACGAUAAGAUCCGUGCCGUGCUGCUCUACAUUUUCAGCCUCAACGGGACGACAGAGGAGAACCUGAAUAAGUUAAUUCAGCAUGUGAAGAUUGAGGCGGAGCCGGAGUACAUCACCAACUGGAAAGAGUUAGGGGUGCCUAUCAUCAGCUCGUCGAGUCUGUUCUCUUUCCGGAAGCCGUCUAGAAGAGAUCGCUCCCAGGAGGAGACAUACAACCUCUCAAGAUGGACACCAGUUAUCAAGGACGUGAUGGAGGAUGUGGUGGAAAAUAAGUUGGACACAAAAGAGUGGCCGCACCUGUCCGAGUGUCCCUCUGCGUGGAAUGGAUCCCGAGCUGUGAGCGCAAGGCAGAAACAUAAGCUGAGCUCCCCGGACGACCACAGGAGUGGCUCCCGCCUCAUCAUCUUCAUCCUGGGCGGAGUCUGCUACUCAGAGAUGCGCUGUGCCUACGAGGUCACCAAAGCCACCAAGUCCUGCGAGGUCAUCAUCGGUUCCACUCACGUCCUGACUCCCACUAGCCUACUGGAGAGCAUUCGAGACCUGAGCAAAAAACCCAUGGAGACUUUCACAGUAGUGGACGAGAAAGCCAGCUGCUGAGCGUCAGGACAUUGAAAACCCUCACACUCUCUCUUCUCCUCAUCCUCCUCAUCCUCCUCAUCCUCCUCCUGCCUUAAUCUAACCCUGUCUUUCUCCAAAGCACUCAGCGUCUCUGUUAGAGGAUUGAAGGGAACUCAGAUGUGAUCAGUUUUACGGGCCUCCCCCAGUUCUGUUACAGGCUACACACCUGGGACAGGUAAAUGCGAGCGGUUAGACUACCUGCCUCAGGUGUGUGAGGCUCUAAUAGAGGAAAUGAACAGACUGGAAGGGGAGUACUGGACCUCUUCAUACAGCUUGAACAAACGGCAGACUCUGAUGGUUGAAGAUGAUUCCAGAUGUGAUAGUUUCUAUGAGAAACAUCAGGUUUCUGAUUGGGUUAAUGUUGUUCAGGUUGUGUGAAGAUGGCCAUUAAAGGGAUCGAGCCAAUGCACGCUAUUUUCCUCGGGGUCUGACCUUUGUUUCCUAUGAGGAUAAUGUAGCAGAAUAGAUCAUGUAGAAGUCUGUCUCACCCAAAAUGUUUUUGUAAAUACAUGUGCAAAUCUUCAUAUACGCCAAAUAUACUCUGUUGUAAAAUAGCAGAAAGAGAUUGUAUUUCCAGAAGGUCAGAAUAGGUCAGAAGGUGUUAAUCAAUUUUCUAUAACAGCAGCUCUGAAAGUAGUGUAUCUACAAAUCACCGGUUUAUGUUAAUGCACUCGUUCUAAUACAUUAUCGUUUCUGUAAUAACAGUUAGCAUUUAUGGAAGGAGUCUCCAGUGUCAGCGCUUUGUGGUUUUUCUGUAACGUGAACGCUGCUGAGAAGCUUUUUUAACCAACUAAUCAACAAGCUGCUAUGAAGUAACUGACUAUAGCUGCUAUGAAGUAACGGGAGGGUGAUUUUUUUUUUUUUUUUAUAAACGGAUAAUGAUCUUAUAAUAAAAAGCUCUAAGAGAUGGUCAAUUGCUGUGGUGUAAGAGGAAUAAAACACAUCAAAACAUGCUGUUAUAGGAAGAUUCUGUCUUUAAACUUUAAACUUAAUCACGGUUCCUGUUGUCCAAUAUGGCUGCCUGAAGAACGUUAUAGAAUUCAUUUACACCUUCAGAUUUGUUCAUGUUUAAUCAGCUCUGUGUUGAGGUUUAAGGAGGAUAUUUACAUUGAUUUUAGGUGAGAGAGAUUUCUUUCACUUCUUAGCUACAUUAGCUUCAUAGUAAAUAAAUCAAACACCAGGCAUGUCAUGUGAUUUGGUGUAAAUUUGAAUUUUCACUUAAGCAACUCUUUAAGAUACAUUAGUUUCAUGAUGAAGCUGAUCAUUCCUGUAUUCCUGUAAAUGUAAGUAUUUAGUAGACAAAUUGUGCUAAUGAUGGCACUAUCUGUGCUUAUUACCUUCUUCAUGUAUUUAUACAUUACACUAAAUUGCGGUUAGAGUUCAUACUGCUGUGUUUCUGUCUUUUGUUGCGUAAUUAUCUCUGCACUGCUUUGUGUGACUACUUAACUAUGCGCACACUUGGACUGAAAACCAGCGCUGUUGCGUCACGACCCUGUGUGACUGGAGUUCAGUUUUAAUAUAUUCCUCAAAUGCACUGAAUUCGGGGUGAGGUGGCGGAAUCACUGGAGCAGAAUUGGUGCAGAAGUUGUUUUUCAGACCUGUACAUGAUCUAAGAGUUGUAUUUGUUACUGUCUCAUUUAAACACAAUCCACAGAGACUUUGUGCUGAGUAAAAAUCGUCUGAGCACCGCACCAUGGAGCCUGCUUUAGUGCUCCAGCAAAGAGAACUGCAUCUCUAUAUUUAUGCAAAAUUGUACAUUUUUCUUCAGUUUGAUCAUUAAAUUCCCCAUUUUGUAAAAAUCCUUGCCCAGGAACAUAAGCACAAGCUGCCUUAUUUAGUGAUUAGACUGAAAAUCAGUAGUUCAGUAAUGCUGCAGGAGGAAGCACAGGAUUACACCUCUUAACCCCUUAAUAUAGUCAAUCAGCUGAGACAUUUAGUGGCUGAUUUUUGAUUUUUUUUUUUUUUUUUUUUUUUAAACUGAAGUGACAAGGCUAAUGUAGCUAACAAGCAAGGCUGCUUUCAAGCUUGGCUUUUUUUUUUUUUUUUUUUUUUUUUA